Molecule: messenger RNA, 1576 nt
Organism: Somion occarium
Lineage: Eukaryota; Fungi; Basidiomycota; Agaricomycetes; Polyporales; Cerrenaceae
Source: the annotation of a GenBank genome assembly
GUCGUCUUUAUCACUUUCCUGUCAACCCCUUAUGUUCAUUUUGCCCAAAGCUACUCUAUCAUCCGGUUAAACAGGAACACGAGGCGGCCGCUUUCUUCUGUUUCGAAUUUCUACACGAUGAUCUACUUGGAAGCUUUCCUAACAUGGACGUCAGGUAGACUUUGUCACCAAAGAAGGUCGAUCCGUUCACAUGGUAAUUUUGGAUCCUAUGCCUACGGACGCAUUUACUUCUUGGAUGGGCUUGCUACCAGAAGCAUUCAUAAAGGCAUCUCAUGCAUUUCCUUCAUGAGUUUGAUAGCUUGAUCCCCAGCAGUUGACUCUGCUGCUUCCUUCCCUUGUUUCUUUCUACGCUGCUCUCUACUUAUGGCUUUGUCGAUUGCCACUCGGGAACUUAUUGGAACACUUGUGGAGCUUGCUGCAUAUGAUUAGUGUUUACUUGACCCUUCUCCCUCAGGGCUUGAUCGUCCUGUUGGGUAAUGGCUUGAGAGGCAAGAUCGUCAAGUAUUUCUUUGCCACUCUUCUUAUAAGUACUUUGGCGAUCACCAUUCACGUCGCCGCGGAUAUUGCUCGUGUUAAGGUAGCCUUCACCACCCGAUCCGGGGAUGUGGAUUUCGCCAACCAAUACUAUGGAAUAACAAGCUCGAGCCUGAACCUGCUCAAAAUGGCUGGUUAUGUUAUCAUCACGAUCGUCAUGGAUGCGCUUAUUGUUUUUCGAACAUUCGUAAUAUGGAAUCGAAGUUGGAAAAUUAUCAUCGUGCCUGGAGUCCUACUCUGUGCUGAUACUGCAAAGUCAAUUUGGUACAUCUGUACACUCUCCCUAAGCGGUUCUGUCGCUCCAGAUGGUGUUGAUUCACCACGGUUGCAACUCGUAUCCUUCUUUGCACUGAUCUGGGGUUUGAAUGUUAUUUGCACCGGUCUGAUCGCCUUCAAGAUUGGUAGAUCACAGUGGGUCUUGAACAAAUUCAAGGCCUCUGGAGACCAGCGAUUGCGUCGAGCAUUUUCUCUUAUUAUCGAGUCUGCUGCCAUCUACUCUCUGCUACUUUUUGUAGCCUUGAUACUCGCGAUCGCAGGUAGCAAUGGCCUCUAUAUUGUCUUCGACAUGUUGCCUCCUAUGAUUGGCAUUAUUUUCUUGUAUGUUAUCCUUCGUGGAUCGAAGAAUAAUCAAGACACAACAAACGGGGCGAUCACUACGGGCAACUCGACGUUUACCAAUAUCUCGAGUAUCAGACAUACUCCUCGUCUCCGCACCUCCAUUGACCUGGAGUAUCCUUCGGAGACUCAUGCUUCUAGCUUAUCUCCGGCUUCUAUCCAUCCCAUUCGUGCUGAGAGCGUGCAAGUCCAUGUGGAGCGGACACAUCGCGUCCGCACCUUGAACAGUCCUAUCUCCGAUAGCAGAGUGUGACUAUAAUACAUCAUAGCCAUAUAACGAGACCUUUCAUGUCCAUGUAUCCCGAUUUUAAAAUGUGUUUAACAGGAUGAAACAUCUUCAAUAUUGUACUACAUAUAUGUAGCAUAACAACCACAGCAUUCCAACCUAACUUCAAUGCUGAAUAGACUCUAUGAUUUAGAUCUAAGG